Messenger RNA from Morone saxatilis (striped sea-bass), 2508 nucleotides. RefSeq names its product sigma non-opioid intracellular receptor 1 (gene sigmar1). The transcript has 5 exons. Bases 149 to 817 code for a protein of 222 amino acids. Gene Ontology annotation, cellular component: endoplasmic reticulum. The record is from RefSeq and is a predicted model, not a curated record. NCBI's taxonomy places the organism in Eukaryota, Metazoa, Chordata, Actinopteri, Moronidae.
UCCCGCCCCCACCUGACCAGGAAGAAGCUGUCGUUUGGACCCCACGCCUCCUCUGCUGAUGGCGUGUUUGGAGCAACCUGUCUGCCUCUUUUCCCACGUGUAGUCCAACCUGCUGCUGUGUCUCUGUCUGUUGAGUGUAGUUUUAACCAUGUCUGUAGCCAGGACGUUUUUUAAAGUGUUUGUGUUCACCGCAGUCUCCGUCCUGGCCGUGCUGCUGCUGCGGCAGUGGAUGGCCACCAAGCAAUACGUUUUCAACAAAGAAGACAUCGCCAAAUUGGCCAAACAGUACGCAGGACAGGACCAUGAGCAGGCCUUCUCCAAAGUGGUGGUGGAGCUCAGGAAGAGGUAUCCUGGCCACAUUCUGCCAGACGAGGACCUGCAGUGGGUGUUUGUGAACGCCGGAGGUUGGAUGGGCUCCAUGUGUCUCCUCCAUGCCUCGCUCACAGAGUACCUGCUGCUGUUUGGUACUGCAGUGGACACAGGAGGACACUCAGGUCGUUACUGGGCUGAGAUUUCUGACACCAUCAUAUCCGGCACCUUCAGACAGUGGAAGGAGGGGACAACAAAGAGUGAAAUAUACUACCCUGGUGACACCAUCGUACACAGUGUAGGCGAGGCCACGUCGGUCCAGUGGAGCGCCGGGACGUGGAUGGUGGAGUACGGCCAAGGUUUUAUCCCGUCCACGCUGGGGUUCGCUCUGGCAGACACCCUGUUCAGCACACAGGACUUCCUCACAAUGUUCUACACCGUACGCGUCUACGUCAAGGGUCUGCUGCUCGAGGCUGGUACGCUACUCACAGAGGCCGGAGUUUUCUGAGGCCUCGGAUCCCCCAUGCAAGGACAGUGACAUCAAAAAAAUUCUCCUUGUCAUCGCAAGCCAUUUUACCCCGGACCACAACAAUCUAGCAUUUGGGUAAACUCCUGUGCUAGAUCACUUACAGUUCACAUAUUUGUACCUGGACUUGUAGACAAUUCAAAUUUGCAUCAGUACGGUUGAUCACAUCUACAGUCAUGUUCUUGCCCCUCAUUAACACAAUCCAAAAGAAAGUGUUUGAGUCUCUUUCACUUUUACCCUGUCACAUUAAACUGCAUCAACAGCAGUGCAACAUUUACCACUCACUUAAAGGCUAUACGGCUCACUAAAAUACUAACACCCAAGAACAAGAGAACAAGUCAUUCUGAAUCACGCCGUAGCCCGCCGCCCUCUACACAGUGAGAGCUCAAACUGCAGACACAGUUAGUGAGGUCUUAAGUACCCAUAAAACACGGCGUCUGUAUUUUUAUAGGAUCUGGCUUAAAGAAUCGAGCUUCAUCGGCGGUUUUCACAGGUAGUUUACAGUCUUGCCAAAUCUGAGAUUCUUCUGGAAGUAAUUUAUUACCAGGCUUUUGAGUAUUGACUCUUUUAGCAACCAACCACUUAUAAAAAUAAAUACUGACUAUUAAAAUGCUGAAGCUGUGAUAUGAAAACUUGCUGUUGACCGUCAAAUGUAGGGCUCAAGGAAUUACUUUAAAAACAAAUAUGCAAUGCAAUUUGGCUUGGAAAAAAAAAAGAUUGAACUAUAUAAAGCAAAGCCAAAACCACUAUUUUCUUAGUAAAUACCCAUUUCAUAUUUAUAUGCAUGUGGACUCUAAGUAAACCAGGUUCUUAACGAAGAUCUAACUUAAACCAUUCACAGAAACCAAAGUCAAGAAGUACAGGCUUAAUGUGUAAGGGUUCAGUCAUUUUUGGGAGAGGUUUAUUCACUAAAUCUAAUCACAUUUGUAGCCCUACGAAUUAUUUUCAAACUGAAAAGAAAUUGUACACCGCAUACUGGUGCUGGUAAACAUCCACAGAUAUGUCUUUGGAGAAAUGUAGGGGUGCCUUUGAAAUGUAAUUCUAUGUGGCUAAGUAGAUGGAAGAGAAGCACUGCUGUUCUGUACUUUAGACCUCUGACGUGUUAUACUGUAAUAUACACAUCUCAUUAAUCCAUUUAAUGGGAUGGAUUGAAUUUGUAAACUGCAUCUGAAAUAUUUCAGAGCGCUUUAAGAGCUUAAAUAGAGUUGGUACAAUCAUUUUGAAAAUGUAACUGCAGAGAGAAACUUGAAUCAUUUUGUGCUCCGAGUAAGUGAGACUACUUGGCUACAGUGGUCUCAGCCUCCGUUCAUUGUCUGGAACUUUGCACUAGCCCAACAGGGCAAAAACAAAACACUAUCUACAUGCUUCUGCCUCUACAUUGUAGAAUAACAUUGAGCAGAAAAUCAUUGUCAUUUAGAAUUAUCAUUUGUGUAUUUUACUUGGAAUUGUACUGCACAAGUAAACUGCUGCUGAAUCCACCAACUCCUAGUGUCAACCUUUUUUCAGAUGAAAAAGCCUUAUUUUCAGACUGAUGCCUGAACCAGCAGAGUCACAUAUAGUGUUUAUAUGGAAUUCAAUUAUACUGUAUUAUACUCUACCACCCUACACUGGAGGUAAUUGAUUUAUAUGCAUCAGUAGCAGCAUGGUGUCAUGGAUGGAUGGCAAAAAAAAAA